AUGUCGGAGCACAUACCUGAAGAUGUGAUAUCGAAGAUCUUCCAGAGGUUGCCCGUCAAGUCCUUGAUCCGCUUCACCUCUGUUUCGAAGCGCUGGCGCUCCAUCAUUCUCCAAGACCCUCAUUUCGCCGCAUCCCAUUACCAAAUAGCUUCUGAAAACAAAACGCUCAGUCACAGUGUCUGCUUCCGCGGCUAUUUCGACUCUGACUGCUUCUUCGAAUCCCAAACGACGUCAUCGUCUUCUUCUCCGGUGAUGAAGACAGGCCUUCGCUGCCCGUUCACGAAACCUGACAGCUUGGUUUACCUGUACUGUUCUUGCCGUGGUUUGAAACUACCUGAUCCUGGUGUUCCAAAUGAGUUUCAAAUCUUUACUGGUUUCGGCUACGUCUCGGCCACUGACGACUACAAGAUUCUCAUCGCCAACUCUAGAUUUGAGGAGGGAGAGCAAUCCAAGAUCCACAUCUUCUCGUCGAAAUCCAAAUCUUGGAGAAGGAUUCAAGAUUCCCAAUAUUCGGGUUUGUCGAUGUCAGUUUUGGGGACUCUUUGUAACGAGACACUUCAUUGGCUGAGGUUCAAGCAAGAUAUUAUAGUUGCUUUUGAUUUAGCAGAUGAGAAGUUCCGGAUAAUGGCGCUGCCUGUUGUUGAGGAGUAUGGAGGUUUAGGGGACUUUGGAGGUUGUCUGUGUGUGUUUGGUCAGGUGGAUGUUGCUGCUGCCUCUAUAGAUUUGUGGGUCAUGAGGGAAUAUGGUAAGGGUAACUCCUGGACUAAGCUGUUUAACUUGAGGAUUUCUGAUCAGCCUGAUAAGCAGAUAUGUUAUGUCCAGCCAAUCUUGGUUACUGAAACUUGUACAUUUCUGGAGAUACAUACUGAAUCAGGAAGUGACCGAAGGGUGGCGAAGCUGGUCAAGAGUUAUCAUAAUGAAUUGAAGAUCGAAGAGGUUCAUGUGGAUAGAUAUAGGCACGGAAUGGUUGGAUAUGAAGAGAGUCUACUUUGGCUUGAGUAA
Fragaria vesca subsp. vesca is the source of this 1002-nucleotide messenger RNA. Its product is annotated as F-box protein CPR30-like. The record is from RefSeq and is a predicted model, not a curated record. The transcript is spliced from 2 exons. Lineage: Eukaryota; Viridiplantae; Streptophyta; Magnoliopsida; Rosales; Rosaceae. Bases 1 to 1002 code for a protein of 333 amino acids.